GCGAGACUGGAAACCAACACGAACGAAAGAGAGAGACACCUGAGGCACUGAAGAGUCCACUUACACCAAAAACUCAAGCUCAGAAGCAGAAUAUCACAAGUUACCCAUCAAAUAAGAGAAUAUAACGCUUGAAAAUUAUGAAUCAGAUCGAGCUUUCCGUUCCAUAUGAUAAUGGAUAUGAACCGGACGACUACAUGAUGCAGGAGGAAGAAUGGGACCGGGAUUUACUACUGGAUCCAGCAUGGGAAAAACAGCAACGGAAGACAUUCACGGCUUGGUGUAACUCUCACCUGAGGAAAGCUGGGACACAGAUUGAGAACAUAGAGGAAGACUUCAGGAAUGGCCUCAAACUAAUGCUACUGCUUGAAGUCAUCUCAGGUGAGAGGUUACCCAAGCCUGACAGAGGAAAGAUGCGUUUUCACAAGAUAGCCAAUGUCAACAAAGCCCUUGAUUUUAUCACCAGUAAAGGAGUGAAACUGGUCUCCAUUGGAGCUGAAGAAAUUGUGGAUGGAAAUGUGAAAAUGACUCUUGGAAUGAUCUGGACCAUCAUCCUUCGCUUCGCUAUUCAGGAUAUCACUGUUGAAGAGACUUCGGCUAAAGAAGGGCUUCUGCUGUGGUGUCAGAGGAAGACUGCCCCUUACAGGAAUGUCAAUGUUCAAAACUUUCAUGUCAGCUGGAAGGAUGGCUUGGCGCUGUGCGCUCUCAUCCACAGGCACAGGCCUGACCUCAUUGACUACGCCAAACUCAACAAGGAUGAUCCACUGGGUAAUCUGAAUUUGGCAUUUGACAUUGCUGAAAAACAUCUGGACAUCCCCAAAAUGCUGGAUGCAGAGGACAUCCUGAACACCCCAAAGCCUGAUGAGAGAGCUAUUAUGACAUAUGUGUCUUGCUUCUACCAUGCCUUUGCUGGAGCUGAACAGGCUGAAACUGCUGCUAACAGGAUCUGUAAGGUGCUGGGAGUGAAUCAGGAAAAUGAGAAGUUGAUGGAGGAUUAUGAAAGACUGGCUAGUGAGCUGUUGGAGUGGAUCAGGCGUACCAUUCCCUGGCUGGAGAAUCGUGUGCCGGAGAAGACCAUGUCGGAGAUGCAGCGGAAGCUGGAGGAUUUCCGAGAUUACCGCAGGAUGCACAAACCUCCCAAAGUGCAGGAGAAGUGUCAACUGGAGAUCAGCUUCAAUACCCUGCAGACUAAACUCCGCAUCAGCAACCGACCUGCAUUUAUGCCCUCUGAGGGCAAGAUGGUUUCGGACAUAGCAAGUGCAUGGCAGGGGCUGGAACAGGCAGAAAAGGGCUAUGAGGAAUGGCUGCUGACGGAAAUCAGGAGACUGGAAAGAUUGGACCAUCUAGCAGAGAAAUUUAGACAGAAAGCUACCAACCAUGAGACCUGGGCUGCAGGUAAGGAGGAGAUGCUGACCCGGAAGGACUACGAGUCAGCAUCUUUACUGGAGGUCCGAGCUUUGCUGAGGAAACACGAGGCAUUUGAGAGUGACCUUUCUGCCCAUCAGGACAGAGUCGAGCAGAUUGCUGCUAUUGCUCAGGAGCUCAAUGAGCUGGACUAUCAUGAUGUUGCAUCAGUGAAUCAAAGGUGUCAAAGUAUUUGUGACCUCUGGGACCAGCUGGGUACACUCACUCAGAAACGCAGAGAGGCUUUGGAGAGGACAGAGAAACUUUUGGAGACGGUGGAGCAGUUGUUUCUGGAAUACGCAAAGAGAUCUGGUCCCUUUAAUAACUGGAUGGAGGGAGCCAUGGAAGACUUACAGGAUAUGUUCAUAGUGCACAUCAUUGAAGAGGUCCAGACUCUGAUAGAUGCUCACGAGCAGUUUAAGGCCACACUUCCUGAGGCGGAUGCAGAAAGGCAGGCGAUCCUUGGCAUUCAGCAGGAAGUCCUGAAGAUCUUCCAGAAUUAUGGCAUUCGUGGAGACCUCACUAACCCCUACAGCACCAUAACUACAGAAGAGAUUGCCAUCAAGUGGGACAAGGUGAAGAAACUGGUUCCCCAGCGUGACAGUGCACUGCAGGAGGAGUUAGCGCGACAGCAUGCUAACGAAAGGCUCAGACGCCAAUUUGCUGACCAAGCCAACCUCAUCGUACCCUGGAUACAGGCCAGGAUGGAGGAAAUUGGUCGUUGUUCUAUGGCUAUGGGUGGGACUCUUGAGGACCAGAUGACGCAGCUGAAGCAGUAUGAGCAUGUGAUCGUCAGCUAUAAACCCAACAUCGACAGACUGGAGGGAGAUCACCAACUCAUCCAGGAGUCACUUAUCUUUGACAACAAACAUACUAACUACACUAUGGAGCAUAUUCGUGUUGGCUGGGAGCUCCUUUUGACUACGAUUGCUCGCACUAUUAACGAAAUUGAGACUCAAAUUCUGACACGUGAUGCAAAGGGCAUCAGCCAGGAGCAGAUGAAUGAAUUCCGAUCCUCUUUCAACCAUUUUGAUCGGAAGAAGAAUGGGGCGAUGGAUUCUGAUGACUUUAGAGCCUGUCUAAUCUCGAUGGGUUAUGAUCUGGGUGAGGUGGAGUUUGCCCGGAUCAUGAUGCUGGUUGAUCCAAACACUUCAGGUGUUGUGUCAUUCCAGUCUUUCAUUGACUUCAUGACAAGAGAGACAGCGGACACAGACACAGCUGAACAGGUCAUCGCUUCCUUCAGGAUCCUCGCUGCAGACAAGCCAUAUAUUCUGGCAGAUGAGUUGAGGCGAGAGCUUCCUCCAGACCAGGCAGAGUACUGCAUCAGCAGGAUGCCCCCAUACACCAGCCCCGGGGCCCUGCCUGGAGCCCUGGACUACACUGCCUUCUCCACGGCCCUCUACGGAGAGAGUGACCUUUAACUCUCUCAACAGCUCUGACCUUUUUCAAUCCCAUCACACUUGUAAACCAAGUAAAUUCUUUAUUCAUCAGCCUCAAGAAAUUGAGACAUGGCAAAUAAACAAAAUG
Molecule: messenger RNA, 2928 nt
Organism: Sinocyclocheilus anshuiensis
Lineage: Eukaryota; Metazoa; Chordata; Actinopteri; Cypriniformes; Cyprinidae
Gene: actn2b
Product: actinin, alpha 2b
Exons: 21
Coding region: 138-2822 (894 amino acids)
Molecular function (GO): protein binding; calcium ion binding
Source: RefSeq, a predicted model, not a curated record